Alnus glutinosa is the source of this 1516-nucleotide messenger RNA. Its product is annotated as putative cyclin-D6-1. The record is from RefSeq and is a predicted model, not a curated record. The coding region runs from base 285 to 1229 and encodes 314 amino acids. Lineage: Eukaryota; Viridiplantae; Streptophyta; Magnoliopsida; Fagales; Betulaceae. The transcript has 6 exons. Gene Ontology annotation, biological process: mitotic cell cycle phase transition; regulation of cyclin-dependent protein serine/threonine kinase activity. Gene Ontology annotation, cellular component: nucleus; cyclin-dependent protein kinase holoenzyme complex; cytoplasm. Gene Ontology annotation, molecular function: cyclin-dependent protein serine/threonine kinase regulator activity.
CUUUUCCAAUGAGUGAGAGAAAGCCAGAAAGGGACCAACAUGCAUAUAAGUUAAUGCAGCUGCAGAGAGAGGACUGUGAGGUGAAGUUGAAGACCAUCACAGCUUCUUUUUCAGCAUAGAAAGCGAAGCUUCUCUUUUCCAUCAUUAUUACUCCCUCGGUACUCUUGCUUCUAUGUUUUUCGCAUUCUCUCCUUAAUUUGCUCUUUCAGUCACAGAACACACGCAGAAACACAUAAUAAUACCCAACAAUCCCCCUCCCAAAAGAAAGAAAAAAAAACAGAGAGAUGGAGUUUGAGCUUGAAGACCCACUAACAAGCGUCGAAGAGCACCAAUCUGACACAAUCUCAAAUCUCUUCGCCUCUGAAUCUGAUCACAUGCCCUCACAGAACUUCUUAAGCAGCUUAAUGGACAGUGAUUUCCACGUUUCUCUUCGCUCCGAAGCUAUUUCUUAUAUGUCUCAGUUCACCGGCAACUUGGACCCGUUCAUUCCCUACCUUGCUGUCAAUUACAUGGACAGGUUUAUUUCAAAGCAAGAAAUCCCGCAAGGAAAGCCAUGGGUGCUGAGACUUCUUGUAAUAUCUUGCCUCUCUCUAGCAGCAAAGAUGAAGGACACGCCCUUCUCGCUCUCCGAUUUCCUGAGAGACGAAGGUCAUAUCUUUGACGCGCAGGCAAUAAGUAAAAUGGAGCUUCUCAUUCUCGAUGCUCUGGAUUGGCGUAUGAGAUCAAUGACACCUUUCCCAUUUUUGGACUUUUUUCUGUCUUUAUUCGAACUCAAAGAUCCACCAUUUAUCCAAGCCCUCAAAUGUCGAGCUUCAGAGAUAAUCUUCCAUGCUCAUAAUGAAGUCAAGCUUUUAGAGUACAAACCAUCGAUAAUUGCUGCAUCGGCGCUUCUAUCCGCCUCUUAUCAGCUAUUCCCAUUGCAAUUUCCUUCUUUCAAAGCUUCGAUUUUGUCUUGCAAAUACAUGAAGAAAGAGAACUUGAUGAAGUGCCUCAACGUGCUGCGAGAAAUGGUGGUGAUGGUGGUGGAGGGGUACGAGCCAAUGUUAGAUGCGGAAUCGAGCACAAGGACCCCAUUGAGCGUACUGGACCGUCAUUUCACCAAAUGGGAAUGCCAGAACAUCACCACCGCCCAUACCACUGUAGGGCCGGAGAAGAGGGACAUCAAGCGGCGUAAAAUGAAUGGCGUCUGCUACCAGAUUCAGCAGAGCUCAAGAGAGUGGGGCAAAUAAAUGAACUGCUCGAGGUCUCUGUAAUCUGUAUCCCCCUCAUCAACAAAACAGGACAAAAGGAGGAGAAAUGGAGGGCUGUGAUUUGAAGCAUAAAAAAAGAAAAGAAAAGAAAAAUCAACGGCUCGCAAUGAGGCUCGUUCAUCAAUGAAAUUUUAUACUCCUACUCCUUUGUCUUCUUGAAUUGGGUGAGUUUGGUUCAUUGGUUGUGUAUCCUCCUUCCUGGUGGCGGAGACGAAUAAAAAAACAAUCCCAUAUUUAUUAAAAAUAUUGAUUUUUUUUUUUUUUUU